AUGCGUCACUCGUUGUUUUCAUCCUUGCUCGGCCUAGCCACGAUCGCGGCUGGUGCAGUACUUUCCCCAAGAGAAAAGGAUGUUUCCUUGAAUAAUCAGUGGAAGAACCAUAAUGAAAUCGCGGCCUUCCAGCAGCAAAUGGCAGACGGCACGCCGGGCGACAUCGAACUUCGUUUCAAGCCUUGGCUGAACGAUGGUAGCGGAUGCUUUCCUUACGCAGCUGUUUAUUCCCGAGUUGGAACCUCGAAUGGGCGCCCGGCCGUUCUCUACUCGUGGUAUCUUCCCAAGAUCCAGACCAAGACCGAGAACCACAGGCAUUGGUAUCUCAUCAUUGUGGUUUGGUUGCAUACCGAGACAUGCAACGCUGCUGCUGGCGAUUACGACAUUGCAGGCAUCAGCUACUCAACCGGUACGGAGACGUACGACAAAAGCCUCACCUCGUCCACGAUGUUUGCCUCCGGAGAUAGCGGGACGGGUGCUACCAACACGCACGCCAUCGUGGGCUACGACGGCCAGGUCAACGUCUUCCCCUCAGCGAACAAUGCUCAGUACGGACUCAGCCCGCCUUUGAUUAGCUGGGACAAGUUGUCGCCAGCGGCCACGUCUCAGUUCAAUGCCUUCCGCUAUGAACAUGCCCGCUGCCCCUUCACCGACGCCAACAUCCAAGCCUCUCUCGACGCAGCAUACAACGCGGACUUUUACGCUAAUCUUCCUGCCGAGCCUGACUCGAACUGCGGCGCGACUCCCACCAUACCUUCAACACCAGAUGCUUCUUCGACGGGGGUUUCAAGCGACCCGAACACUGACCCUGUUGAGGAGGGACCAGAGAUUCCUCUGUCUUCCUUCCCGGCGGAUCCUACCUACACACCUACCCCUGCCAAGAGGCUGAUCAGUCUCAAGCCACCUUCCCAGAGAUAG
Colletotrichum phormii is the source of this 918-nucleotide messenger RNA. RefSeq names its product necrosis inducing protein-domain-containing protein. The record is from RefSeq and is a predicted model, not a curated record. Bases 1 to 918 code for a protein of 305 amino acids. Lineage: Eukaryota; Fungi; Ascomycota; Sordariomycetes; Glomerellales; Glomerellaceae. The transcript has 3 exons.